UUUCUUGCUCUACGGACAUACACACACAAACGAAUAAAAAGCUUUUCUCUUCAAUCUUCAUCUACUAUUUUAUUUUAUAAUAUGUAGAUAGAAGUACUGUUAUUUCUGGAGAGUCGUCAAACUAAAAAAAUCAUGGAAACCUGGUUUGUCAUCGUCGUCACUCUGUGCAUCUCUUUCUUCCUCAAAUCCCUCUUUAAUCUUAUCUCCCCCAAUUCCAAAUCCAAUCAGAAAAACAAGAAACUCCCGCCGGGACCCUACACUUUUCCGGUGAUCGGAAGCUUAUUAUGGGCGAGAAGAUCCUUCGCUGACUUGGAACCAAUCCUUCGUAACCUCAAGGCUAAGUAUGGUCCUCUCAUCAGCCUCAAUAUUGGGUCUCGUACCGCCAUAUUCGUAUCCAGUCACUCCUUAGCUUACCAAGCUUUAGUCCAACAAGGAGCUGUUUUCUCCGACAGACCAAGAGCUGUCCCCACCAGCGCAGUCGUCAACAGUAAUCAGCGUAACAUCAGCUCCGCCCCUUACGGCCCUGUUUGGCGUCUUCUCCGGCGAAAUCUGACGUCUGAAAUUCUCCACCCUUCGCGCGUCAAGUCCUACUCCAAGGCCCGGUCUUGGGUUCUGGGUAUCCUCCUUCAACAGCUCCUUCACGCCCGAGCCGAUUAUUCUAUCAGGUUAAUUGAUCAUUUUCAGUAUGCUAUGUUCUGUCUUCUUGUGUUGAUGUGUUUCGGGGAUAAGCUCGAAGAGGCGCAAAUCAAACAAAUUGAAGGUGUGCAGCGCAGGUUGCUCCUUGGUUUCCGACGAUUCAAUAUACUCAAUUUCUUUCCUAGAAUUGGAAAAAUAAUCUUUAGGAAUCGCUGGAAGGAACUGAUUGAACUACGUCAAGAGCAAGAGAAAAUCUUCAUUCCUUUGAUUGAAGCUCGAAGUAGUAAGGCCAAAGAACAAAAGCCUGAGGAAGAAGUGGUGGCUUAUGUGGAUACGCUGUUGAAUUUGGAAUUGCCAGAGGAAAACAGGAACCUCAAUUAUGGAGAAAUGGUUAGCCUCUGCAGUGAAUUCCUAAGCGCCGGAACUGAUACGACAUCCACCGCCUUACAAUGGGUUAUGGCCAACUUGGUGAAAAACCCUUCCAUUCAGGAAAAACUAUAUCAAGAAAUUGCCAGUGUAGUGGGAGAGAAACAGAGCAAGUUGACAGAAGAGGUGGUGAAGGAGGAAGAUUUGCACAAAAUGCCAUACCUGAAAGCAGUGAUCUUAGAAGGUCUUAGGCGACACCCACCUGGUCACUUUGUGCUGCCACAUACGGUGACUAAGGAAGUAGAACUAAAUGGCUACGUCGUCCCAAAGAAUGCCACCAUCAAUUUCAUGGUUGCGGACAUGGGUUUGGACCCAAAGGUGUGGGAGGAUCCCUUGGAAUUUAAGCCAGAGAGGUUCUUAAUGGAGGAAUCAGAUAAGGAAGGGUUUGAUAUAACAGGAAGUAGAGAGAUCAAGAUGAUGCCAUUUGGCGCUGGUAGGAGAGUAUGCCCAGGCUAUGCUUUGGCUAUGCUACAUUUAGAGUACUUUGUGGCUAAUUUGGUUUGGCAUUUUCGAUGGGAGGCUGUGGAGGGAGAUGAUGUUGAUCUUUCAGAAAAGCUAGAAUUCACCGUUGUGAUGAAGAAUCCACUUCGAGCUCGUAUCUGCCCCAGAGUUAACUCUGUUUGAAUUUGGUCCAGGUAUCUCUGGCCACGGUAGCGGCUGUUGAUUAUUCUUCUGUUGUUGAUCACUGGAGACAGUAAGGCAGCAGCCUGGCGACUGCAGCCCUGCUUUCUUGUUCUCUAUCUUCCCCGUAGUUGUAUUUUGGAUUUUUCCCGGACUAUGUUGGUCUUAUUGUUAUCAUAACAGUUGUAAUAGUGGCUCAUGACUCAGUGACACCCUGAUGUUUGGGGCUUUACUUUCCGCACUUCUAUUUUAAGUUCAACUCUUGUUCUCUUUUAUGAAAUUCUGCUAAACAUGAUGUCUUUAGGCAUA
This is a messenger RNA of Nicotiana attenuata, 1992 nucleotides long. RefSeq names its product cytochrome P450 89A2-like. Gene Ontology annotation, molecular function: heme binding; iron ion binding; oxidoreductase activity, acting on paired donors, with incorporation or reduction of molecular oxygen, NAD(P)H as one donor, and incorporation of one atom of oxygen. Gene Ontology annotation, cellular component: membrane. NCBI's taxonomy places the organism in Eukaryota, Viridiplantae, Streptophyta, Magnoliopsida, Solanales, Solanaceae. The record is from RefSeq and is a predicted model, not a curated record. The transcript is spliced from 2 exons. Bases 133 to 1686 code for a protein of 517 amino acids.